Molecule: messenger RNA, 369 nt
Organism: Gracilinanus agilis (Agile Gracile Mouse Opossum)
Lineage: Eukaryota; Metazoa; Chordata; Mammalia; Didelphimorphia; Didelphidae
Gene: FSHB
Product: follicle stimulating hormone subunit beta
Exons: 2
Coding region: 1-369 (122 amino acids)
Biological process (GO): G protein-coupled receptor signaling pathway
Cellular component (GO): extracellular region; cytoplasm
Molecular function (GO): hormone activity
Source: RefSeq, a predicted model, not a curated record
AUGGCCGAAGCACCAGUUAGGUCUCCUAUAAAAUGUCCGGGGCUGGGCAGAAGGGACACAAAGCCAGUCUUGUUUAAUGUGCCCAGGAAACUGCACUCUGAUUUUCAGGAGGAUCUCGUCUAUAAGGACCCCGCCAGACCCAACGUUCAGAAAACAUGCACCUUCAGAGAGCUUGUCUACGAGACCGUGAGCCUGCCCGGCUGUGCCCAUCAGGCCGACUCCCUGUAUGCUUACCCGGUGGCCACCGCGUGCCACUGUGGGCCGUGCGACACCGACAGCACCGACUGCACCGUGCGAGGACUCGGGCCGAGCUACUGCUCUUUUGGUGAAAGGAAAGAACAAAGCCCCGUCCCCCUUCUGGGCAUCUAG